Molecule: messenger RNA, 4480 nt
Organism: Lineus longissimus
Lineage: Eukaryota; Metazoa; Nemertea; Pilidiophora; Heteronemertea; Lineidae
Exons: 22
Coding region: 160-2808 (882 amino acids)
Cellular component (GO): Golgi apparatus
Source: RefSeq, a predicted model, not a curated record
GGCCAAUACUUCCGGUUAGAAGAUCAACAAAAUGUUCUUCAAAAUCACUCUGUUCGACCAAUAAAAUACAUCGAUGCGAGAUUAUAUUGACGUUAUUGUAAAUGAUAUAUCAGUCAUCCAAUUUUCAAUCCUGCCAAGUUUAAUCUGUGCAAGAUCAAUAUGUCGGCAGACAGGGAUACACAGUUUAUGGAUGCCAAGUCUUUGGCAACCAAAUAUGAAACCAUCAUGACGGAGAAAGGUGGGAGGGAUGCCAAACCAACCGAGGAGAGGAUGGCCUUGAUUUUCCACCUCCUGGACAAUAUGGUGCCACACAUGGGAAUAUUCAGGCAGACUGUGUCACUCAUGAUGAAAGAAAUAUAUGAGGCCGUCUACAGUGACCAACUGACGACAGAUAUCGGGAAGAAAGUGAAUAAGAAGGCUCCAGUUCAGAGGAUACCAUACUUAACACUGGUAAAGCAGGUCUAUGACAAGAGGGAUGAAAGAGCUGAGGAGAUGCAGGAACAGAUAGAAGUCCUCAAACAAAAGUUAUAUGACAAGCAUGUGCAGUUUGAAGACAGUGUAGAGACGAUCACGAACCUCAGGAAUGACAUUGAUCAACUGAAAAGUACAGUUGAAAGUCUCGAGGAUGAUAUACAGAAUCUUGAAAACACAGUGGAAUAUCAAGAGCGGACUAUGGACGAAGAGAGAGACCGAGCAGACACAAUACAGAACAACUUAGAGGCUGAUAUUGCGGAUCUAAAGGACGAUCUCAAUAAUGCCAAAAAUGAAAUAAAAUACCUCUACAAGUUCAAAGAUGGCUAUGAUGAACUGCAGGACGCAUUUACGGUCAAAGAAAUAGAUGCCAUUCCUACAAAGAAAAAGAAAAAGGAAAAACUUCCUGUCGUUGCCACGCGGCGUGCUCAUCUGUUCAGUAAUAUAGAAAGUGCUUGUAAACUAGAGGAGCAAUUACUAAUGGUACAAAACACAACCAUUGAAGAAUUUGAUGAUUACUUGGAGAAACACAAGGAAGAGUUGAUCAGUAAACACGUACCAGACGGUCAGUCUCAGGAGGACUUUGAAAAACAAGAAGAUGAGAUAGAAAAAGUAGACCAAGAGCUACAAGUGAAACAGACUCGUUUCAAGAAGUCCAUCGAUGAGCUGAACACUGAACUGGAGUUGAUUAAGCAGCACAAGACCAUGUUGGAGGAACAGUUACAGAUCUUAGAGGAGAACAAACCAGCAGUCGCUGCGAAAAAGAAGAAGGGCGGUAAAGGUGGCAAGUCAGGACCCACAGACCCAUCAAAAGAGUCUCUGUUGACUGAGGGUCUAGAUGUUGAUGAAGAAGAAGCACAGCCUGAUCCGUUCAUCCCGCAGGAGCGUGUCUUCAGCAAGUAUGCCGCCAUGAUGUACACGUCGACCAAUCAGGGAAAGACGUUCCAUGAAUUCAAAGAUGCCAAGUAUUGCCCGAGCUGUGGUGAAAAGACUCUGAUAUGUCCACACAGAGUCCGCGGAGCUGAGAUAGCAUUCCCCUUGCCACACAACUGCACACAUCUCAAGAUCACAAGGCCCAAAGUCAAGAUUAACCAACAGAUGAUGGAUACAUUCUUCAAGCCCUUCACUGCAACCACUCUCCAGACCCCCACAACAGCUGAUAGAAAGUCGACAGGGAAACAUCGCCAGUUUGAGGGUUUCGACGGUAUCCCGGACCGUGAACUGGAAGGUAUUGGUGAGGGGGAAUCGUUACCUGAUACACCGUCAUUCCUCAGGGAAAGCCCAAGCAUGGGCAUUGAGGCACACAUGAAAUAUCCCCUGAACAGAAUAUGGGAUGAUUACGCCACCAGAACACUGUUAAGAAGAGUCAUACCUCGGCCAUUGACUGUCCGGCGGACUUUAUCCAUCACCGAACAGUUCUAUGCCUAUAUGUUGUGGCAGGAUGAGUAUGGUCUUGAGGACGAUGGCUACCAAAGCAUCCUGGACAACAUGUACUCCUUCCUCCGUGAGCGUUAUCUCAAGGAGGACGUCGUCUUCUUGAGUGCUUAUGAUCUCAUUACAGCUCUUCUUGAAUAUGCACCAACGAAUAGGACCGUUCAGAUCCUGGCCAACAUCCUGACUGGUAACUUGGAUGCCUCGACUUUCCGUUACAUCCUCCUCCUCUCAGACUUCAUCACGCAAGUCCAGUGGAGAGAUGUGGAGGACUUCAGAAACUUUUCUUCAGUCGUCUACCCAUUCUGUACAGAAGAUGACCUGGAGACGUUACACAUGGGCUUCGUGUCCUUCUCAGAGAACAAGGUUUCAGCAGAGCUAGUCUAUGAGUACAUUCUCUAUAUCAUCCUCAAGUAUCGAGAGCCCAGAUUCUUGGAUUGUGAAGCCAAGUUGAUCACACAUCCUGCCAACGAACCUGGACAGAUGACCUACAAGGAAUUCUCCGACGCUCUUGACAACAUUCUCUCCGUCUCCAAUGACAAGCUCAGAAAGAGGCUCUACUACGAAACAGACUGUCUCGUCAUCCAGUUUGAUGAGACGGAGGAAGCCGUGCCAAUCCAGAAACUUUCUCAGAUGACAAGCUACCUGAGUCUGUUGCAGAUCUCACCAGUGGUGAAAGAAUCUGUUGCUGAGAAAGUGGCAUUCGCUCGUGACAUGAUGAUGAUGAAUGCACCUAUGACUAAUAUGAUUAGUAAGGCCAUGUCUGGCUACAGCCAGUCUCCAGCUGGGUCUGACAGACAUCCAAUCUUUACCAUGGAGAAUAUCAAGAAUCUGGCUGCUAACAUCGCGAGACUCCCCUCAUACUGGAAGGUGGGCUGUCAGAUGUUGUGCAGCUGUGGGCUUUGAAGUGAUUUGACCUAUUUUUCAACAAAAUCACAGUCAUAUUUUGCGUACAAUUUCAUGAAUGACUAUGGUGCCAUUUGCAGAGUUGUCCUGUUUUCAAGAACUACAGCAGAUUAUCUGACACAUGACUUAAAAGAGACCAGCCAUGAUUUUGUUGAAGAAAGGACAAAUCCCUUUUAUUGGUGGCUGAGCUACUUGAUGUAUUUGUGUUGUGUGUGAUAUUCGUUGUAUGCACAAUUUGGGGAAAGCCAAACACUUAUUAAUUUCAUAUUUUCUUUUCCCAGGUUUAAUUGUCCAUGAUUUAACUGUGAAAUCCCAAGUUUAUCCCCGCCCAUUUCACAAGAUGAAGAAAUCCCUGUUCUGUCAUCCAACUUCUUUGUCUUUUCAUUUCUUGCCUGCACAUAAUUGUUGCUUAUUCCCCCCCCCCCCCUCCCCCCAUCGAUUGUUGAGCAUUUGAAGUGGAAUAGUCCACCAGCUUACAUCCACCUAAGUUGGAAUAUCCUCCCCCUUCCUAGUCCCAAACAAUGGAGUACCUUAACAAGUUCCUCGUGUAAAUUGGUAAAGGUGCUCUAACAAAAGAGCUUCUUAUCACUCCUGCCUGCAUACACAUAGCUCCUCAACCAAAGUCAUUUCUAACACUCAGCGUCCAGUCUGGGCCCAGGUGAUCCCUUGAUAGUGUGAGGAAAUAGUUUGAAGGGAUCUUACUGUUUCAAAAAGUUAAUUCAUGAGUGCCAAUGUUCUGUUCUUAGUGAAAAAAGGGGCUGUUUUUAGUUAGCUGAAGUUUAUCAUAUUGUUAUCUUAUGGUGUUGGUUCACGGCGUGAAUUUUCUGUUGUUAUUUGCACCUCACAAGCCUUUGUUUUGUAUCUUUCAGCCACAGGCCUUUGCCUAUGCUUAAGGAAUAGAGCACACCCUCAGCUGGUCCCUGUAGUACUCCUCGGAUACACCUUACAUCCUGUAUGCUUCGUUGGCAGAAGGCGUAGCUGCCAUCCCUGCUGGUCCAUGACCCUUGUGGUAGACUUAACACCUUGGAGUACAUGCGGCAGUGACCUUAUAGGAAUAGAACCCAACCUCAGAUGAAAAGGAGAAAGGAGUCCUCGUAGAACCUGCCUCGCUGUAGUUAAGCUGUGCUUACCAGAGACUUUAGGGCGGCCUUCUUAUAAAUAUCUUCUCAGAAUGUUUGUAGACUUGCAUCAUGAUGACCUCCAUGUCAUUUGGUGAUUGAUAUCUUUUCAGCUAUAUGAGUCCAGAGCUCUCAGAACAUUUGCAACUAACUUCUGUUAUUCUUUCUCAUUCUCUUGUUUCUAUUGCACAUUUCAGCUCCGCAAGCAUGACACUGUCAUACUUUCCUUUUUCCAUGAUUUCUUGUUUCCAGAAAACCCUUCACUUUCUUUCUCUGGUGUCUUCCUUCUUAUAUCUCUUACAAGUUCUUUGUGUGCUCCUGUUCUUACUUUCUUGCUGAAUAUUGUGUUUCCCCACUUUCUGCAUGUUCUAUCAAAGCCUCUUCUCACUCUAACAUUGCGGUAAUUCCAGAGUGGUUGGCGCUCGUCUAAUACAGGCACUUGAGUUGAAGGCACAGCAUGAGGAGGAGCGUAAAAAGGAGCUUCUACGCCAGGAAGAGGAAAGAGAGAAGGCAGAGCUUGCAAAGUUCGAUCUGACAGAUGAGGAAAAAGAAGC